UUGAGAGCAUCAGUGUAGCAUCGUCUCUCCACAAUCAGCAAAAUGUCUUGUUGUGAAGGGUUUACCUCCUGCAAUGGAUUUUUUUUAAUGGCACUGUCCAUUCUAGCUAUUUGCUUGAACUUGCUUCCACUGGUUAUCAAUUAUGCUAUGGAUAGCAAUCUUUUUGUAAACGCAAUAUCUUGCUAUGAGUGGUGGCUGCCUGGGGUGAUAGGAGGUGGUAUUCUGGUCCUGCCCGCAGUAGCAAUGUCCCUGGCAGCAAAAAAAGGAGGGAGCUGUAACUCCAGAACAGGGAUGCUGAUGUCUGCUGUCUUAUGUCUGCCCAGUAUUAUUGGUGCCAUCUACUGUGUGCUCAUAUCCUUGUAUGCUCUUGGAAAGGGCCCCCUGAUUUGUGAGAAGGGCAGUGGUGCCAGUUUGUCCUCUUGCGAUUUCACCAUCAGCAAUAUUAGUUCUUUGGCAAAUUUAAAUUUGAACUUGGACUGGUACCUGAAUAAUGGCAGCUGUGAUGGAGUGUCUCUGCCCCCCGACAGCGAGACGAACAGCAGCUUGCUCAACUUGGCUGAAAACCUUGAUAUUGAUCUGGACGCAGCUAACCUGAAGAAUUACCACCUGGUCACCUUUGUUGGACUAAGCGUUAUCGGACUGCUGGAAAUCAUUGUCAGUGCACUGCAGAUUGUUGCAGGAGCAUUUGGUUGUCUGUGUGGCACUUCAAAGAGAAGAAGAGGUCAACCCAUGUAACCAGAGUUGAACCUCUAGAUUUUAUAUUAAAUAAUUGUUGGUAAAAUUUGUCUUAAUUACAGUGCAUCUCAUAACAGUGUUUCUAAACUUUAAAAUGACUUUACUGUGAUUUUACUGACUUUAUUUAAGACACAACCUCUUUAUUUAAUUACUUAAGACUUAAAAAAAAAAAACACCAAAGUAUUUAAAAAGCUAUCACUACCAAAUCUUAGAUGUGCAUGACAUUUUUAUCUGCAAAUUAAUUUAUUGCUAUUAUUGUGUUGAACAGUGUUUAUUUUAUAGCAUGCUAUUUUGCUGUAUUUGUUGUGUGAACACAUAUUACAAAGGACAAUAUCAGUUUUUGAAAUGCAUGUAUUUGUAAAUUGUAACUGUAUAUGCCAUACAACAUUAAAUUGUAGAAACAAGCUAUUGUCAAUCCUAAAUAAAAACUCAUGUUCCCAA
This is a messenger RNA of Acipenser ruthenus (sterlet), 1176 nucleotides long. Its product is annotated as transmembrane 4 L6 family member 20-like. NCBI's taxonomy places the organism in Eukaryota, Metazoa, Chordata, Actinopteri, Acipenseriformes, Acipenseridae. Gene Ontology annotation, cellular component: membrane. The coding region runs from base 43 to 735 and encodes 230 amino acids. The record is from RefSeq and is a predicted model, not a curated record. The transcript has 4 exons.